UGUGCUGUGGCCGUCAUCAUCUUCAUCCUGGGACUGGGGACACUGCUGCCAUGGAGCUUCAUCAUCGCCACAGAGGUACCACAACUUCUCUGUCACACCCACCCACCCACACAGCAUCACUGACACGGAGGUACCACAGCUUCUCUACCUCAUCACAACCUGUCACACAGACUCACAACAAAAAUUGAUGAAUAUAACACAUUCAGGCAAUACGGUCUAAUAUUAGUUUGCUCUGUGAUGAGAGUAGAGGGCUUGAGCUAAUGUCACCUCUGUUCUCCCAUUGUUUUCUGCUGAAGUAUUUUGACGACCGACUCAAAGGGACCACGUCAAGUAAUGGAACGACCCCACUUACUAAAGACUACAAUUUUGCCAGCUGGAUGACUCUUCUAGCCCAGCUGCCCCUGUUCACCCUGGCCAACUCCUUCCUGUAUCAACGGUGAGCAACGUACUACAGGGUUUGAAUGGGAGGUAUAGUAUAGUAUAGUGGUCUAUCUCAACCGUAUUUUUCCUGUGUGGCGGUAGUAUCAAAGAGAAGGUCCGGAUUGCUGUCAAUAUGGUCUCCAUCCUCUUCCUCUUCCUCCUCACUGCCAUCAUGGUCAAGGUGCCCAUGCAGCCCCACAGCUGCUUCUCUAUCACCAUGGUAACUAUCUGGUUCAUCAACUGUGAGUUGGUUCCCGACCGUCUUCAUGUCUGUGGGUCCGGUUGCAUAUAAUGUAAUUAGUAAUCAUAUAAGUAGUAGCAUCAUUGUUUUGACUGUUUGCCUGAUGAAAAUGUGUUCUGAGGAGAUUUCAUGUGUAAAUACACCCAUUUCUCACACAUCCCCUCUCUCUCUAGCUUUUGGGGCAGUGCUCCAGGGCAGUCUGUUUGGGCUGGUGGGUCUGCUCCCCCCGAGGUACAGCACAUUGUUUAUGAGUGGUCAGGGAUUGGCAGGGAUCUUUGCUGCCCUGGCUAGUCUGUUCUCUAUCCUCAGUGAGUACUACCACCUCACUAUGCACAGUAGCAGUGAACACAAUGAUACACACACGCACAUUCAAUCAACAUGCCCUCCUUUAUACAGUAAUAGUCUCCCUAAAACAGGUAUUUUAUGGUAUUUGCUCAUAAUGUUAUUCAAAAAUGCCUUACUUUUCAUCAUAACAGGAAGGGCAGUUUCAAACUGUAGUAAACAUGUGUUGUGCUUCAUCUUCACUCAACCUAAUAAACUGCUCACCACAUCCUGUUUGGCAAGAAAUAUCUCAGCUGUGCCUGCCAGGAUAGAUUUUACCCUGUUAUUACGUAAAUUGUGUUUUCAUCCUGAUUAAUACUGAGUUUCUCUCUUCCACUCUGUGUAGGUAAAGCAGACAAGGCCAGUGCUGCUCUUGGGUACUUCAUAACCCCCUGUGUGGCAACACUGCUCACCCUGCUUAGCUACUUACUACUGCCACACCUGGUGAGUGGCUACAGCAGUGGCAUGACAGGAGGACAACAGCCAGUUCAUCUACUAUUGCUUAGGAUAUUACAGAGGAAUGUACUCAUAAGAUGUUAUGUUUUGUUCUGGGGGUUUGCCCGGUUUUACUUUGAGAAAAGUAAGUUUCAACAUGACCAACCUGAGACCACAGACGAGCUUCUCAAGGGAGCCGGUAGGUUUGGAACACUCUCUUCCAUCCGUCAACUAAGAGGAUCUACAGUGAGGGAAAAAAGUAUUUGAUCCCCUGCUGAUUUUGUAAGUUUGCCCACUGACAAAGAAAUGAUCAGUCUAUAAUUUUAAUGGUAGGUGAGAGACAUAAUUUUUUAACAGUGAGAGACAGAAUAACAACAAAAUCCAGAAAAACGCAUGUCAAAAAUGUUAGAAAUUGAUUUGCAUUUUAAUGAGGGAAAUAAGUAUUUGACCCCCUCUCAAUCAAAAAGAUUUCUGGCUCCCAGGUGUAUUUUAUACAGGUGCACAGUCUUAAAGGGAGUGCUCCUAAUAUCAGCUUGUAUAAAAGACACCUGUCCACAGAAGCAAUCAAUCAAUCAGAUUCCAAACUCUCCACCAUGGCCAAGACCAAAGAGCUCUCCAAGGAUGUCAGGGACAAGAUUGUAGACCUACACAAGGCUGGAAUGGGCUACAAGACCAUCGCCAAGCAGCUUGGUGAGAAGGUGACAACAGUUGGUGCGAUUAUUCGCAAAUGGAAGAAACACAAAAGACCUGUCAAUCUCCCUCACCCUGGGGCUCCAUGCAAGUCUCACCUCAUGGAGUUGCAAUGAUCAUGAGAACGGUGAGGAAUCAGCCCAGAACUACACGGGACGAUCUUGUCAAUGAUCUCAAGGCAGCUGGGACCAUAGUCACCAAGAAAACAAUUGGUAACACACUACGCCGUGAAGGACUGAAAUUCUGCAGCGCCCGCAAGGUCCCCCUGCUCAAGAAAGCACAUAUACAGGCCCGUCUGAAGUUUGCCAAUGAACAUCUGAAUCAUUCAGAGGAGAACUGGGUGAAAGUGUUGUGGUCAGAUGAGACCAAAAUCGAGCUCUUUGGCAUCAACUCAACUCGCCGUGUUUGGAGGAGGAAUGCUGCCUAUGACCCCAAGAACACCAUCCCCACCGUCAAACAUGGAGGUGGAAACAUUAUGCUUUGGGGGUGUUUUUCUGCUAAGGGGACAGGACAACUUCACCGCAUCAAAGGGACGAUGGACGGGGCCAUGUACCGUCAAAUCUUGGGUGAGAACCUCCUUCCCUCAGCCAGGGCAUUGAAAAUGGGUCGUGGAUGGGUAUUCCAGCAUGACAAUGACCCAAAACACACGGCAAAGGCAACAAAGGAGUGGCUCAAGAAGAAGCACAUUAAGGUCCUGGAGUGGCCUAGCCAGUCUCCAGACCUUAAUCCCAUAGAAAAUCUGUGGAGGGAGCUGAAGGUUCGAGUUGCCAAACGUCAGCCUCGAAACCUUAAUGACUUGGAGAAGAUCUGCAAAGAGGAGUGGAACAAAAUCCCUCCUGAGAUGUGUGCAAACCUGGUGGCCAACUACAAGAAACGUCUGACCUCUGUGAUUGCCAACAAGAGUUUUGCCACCAAGUACUAAGUCAUGUUUUGCAGAGGGGUCAAAUACUUAUUUCCCUCAUUAAAAUGCAAAUCAAUUUAUAACAUUUUUGACAUGCGUUUUUCUGGAUUUUUUUGUUGUUAUUCUGUCUCUCACUGUUCAAAUAAACCUACCAUUAAAAUUAUAGACUGAUCAUGUCUUUGUCAGUGGGCAAACGUACAAAAUCAGCAGGGGAUCAAAUACUUUUUCCCCCUCACUGUACAAGAUAAGACAUAAUACAUAUCAGUCUUAUCCCCGCCUCACGAAAAAAAGCACCGGCUUUGCUGAUAACUACCUUAGAGGAAAAAUGUACUUACUACAACUGUGAUAUAUGGUUGUCUCACCUAGCGAUCUUAAGAUGAAUGCACUAACUGUAAGUCACUCUGGAUAAGAGCGUCUGCUAAAUGGCUAAAAUAGGGGUGUCAAACUCAUUCCACGUGUCUGCGGGUUUUCGGUUUUUCCUUUCAAUUAAGCCCUAGACAACCAGGUGAGGGGAGUUCGUUACUAAUCAGUGACCUUAAUUAAUCAAUCAAGUACAAAGGUGCAGCGAAAACCUGCAGACACUCGGCCCUUCGUGGAAUAAGUUUGACACAUGGACUAAAAUGUCAACAUUUAAAACUAUUAACGGGGCCUCCUGAGUGGAGCAGCGGUCUAAGGCACUGCAUCGCAGUGCUAGAGGCGUCACUAGAGAUCCGGGUUCGAUCUCGUCCGGGUUAGGGGAGGGUUUGGCCGGUUGGGAUGUCCUUGUCCCAUCGCACUCUAGCGACUCCUUAUGGAGCUGUACAGUGUUUCCUCCGACACAUUGGUGCGGCUGGCUUCCGGGUUAAGCGGGCAGUGCGUCUUGUUUCGUAGGACGCAUGGCUCUCGACCUUCGCCUCUCCCGAGUCCGUACAGGAGUUGCAGCGAUUGGACAAGACUGUAACUACCAAUUGGAUAUCACGAAAAGGGGUAAAAAUCCCCCACAAAAAAACAAUUAACAAAUACCAUAUAGAGGAGCUAUUCAUAGUUAAUUCAUUUACAUUUACAUUUUAGUUAUUUAGCAGACGCUCUUAUCCAGAGCGACUUACAGUUAGUGAAUGCAUACAUUUUCAUACUGCCCCCCCAUGGGAAACGAACCCACAACCCUGGCGUUGCAAGCGCCAUGCUCUACCAACUGAGCUACAGGGGACAUGAAGUGUUAUGUGAAGUGAUUUAAUACUAAGUAUAGUUACAGUAUGUUUUCUAAACUAAAAGGCCUAAAACUAUAAGUACUGACUAUUUUCUCACUUCCUCUGAAAGACAAAGAAAAAAUAGCGUUGGUCAAUGGCGACCUGAAUGGCUUCAACAAUAAACCCAUAAUAACCAAUGGUGAUCUUGAUGCCAGUGGGACCAAAGAAGCCCUGUUCAUGAUGGCGCAUCUGUCUUGGCAGUCUUCAAAAAGGUACCUUGUCCUGUAUCCAACUGUCAUUCAAAUCUCAAUUCAAAUACUAUUAUUUUCUAACACUUUGUUUGAUACUGUUGUACAGAUUUGGCAGAUGGCCCUCUGUGUGACGUGUGUGCUGGCUGUCACACUGUCAGUUUUCCCUGCUGUCACAGUAAAAGUGAAGAGUGUGUAUGUAAACAAGGAGUGGGGUGAGCAAACAUUUGGGAUAAUAAUACAUAAUAGCCUAGUUAUGUCCAGUUAAGACAGUUGUGGUUGAAUAAAGCAGAUAGGGCGUGGGAUUUAACUUUUUUAGCAUGGCUGUGCUGCAGUUGUAAAUACGAGGCGGAGCCGAUUGGCAGCCGAACAAAGUGCAUUACACCUGUAUAUCUGUCUUUCAGACCGAUACUUUCUCUGUGUCUGCUGCUUCAUCGUCUUUAACGUCAUGGACCUGAUUGGCCGCAGUGUCACCUCUAUGGUUCAGUGGGUGAGUGACGUCUGCCCUUUGUCCCCCUCCUUUACUACCAGUUACUGCAAUAAAUAGCUGCUCCAAUACCUCAAACAUGUUUCUCUGCCUAACGGUGUCUGUCUCUGUUUGUCUUUAUCCGUCCACAGCCCUCAAAGAGAAGCGGUCUGUUCCCUGUGCUCGUGGUGUCCCGUGUGAUCUUCAUCCCUCUCAUCAUGCUGUGCAAAACUGACAACCGCCAGUACCUGCCUGUCCUGUUCUCCCAUGACGUUGCCUUUGUUGUCAUCAUGACAUUAUUCGCCCUGUCCAAUGGAUACUUCGUCUGUCUCUGCAUGUCACCUCAGUGAGUCACCAAAUCUACCUGAAUUUAUUCAACAGUUUUGUCAAAUUUUUCCCUUAACUGUUUUUGUUUAAUUCAAUGUAACUUGUUAUUACGUUGUAGUGACAAUUUGGGCAGUUUGUUCCACAGUAUCAUACUCCUGAGUGGCGCAGUGGUCUAAGGCACUGCAUCACAGUGCUAGCUGUGCCACUAGAGAUCCUGGUUCGUAUCCAGGCUCUGUCGUAGCCGGCCGCGACCGGGAGACCCAUGAGGCGGCACACAAUUGGCCCAGCGUCGUCCAGGGUAGUGGAGGGAUUCCCACGGGGGGCCAGUAUGAAAAAAAAAUAAUGUAUGCACUCACUAACUGUAUGUCGCUCUGGAUAAGAGCGUCUGCUAAAUGACUCAAAUGUAAAUGUUAAAAUGUAUCUGACCUGUUCUCUUCCGCAGGUUGGUGAGGGCUAAAGACUGUGAGACAGCAGGGGUCUUGAUGACCUUCUUCUUGGCUCUGGGUCUGUCUCUAGGGGGCAGCUCUUUCUUUCCUCCUGCGGAACCUGCUCUAGAGGCUCCUCACACCUUCAAAACCUCCAACCAAACCAAGUCUGACUGUCACAAUACUCAAAAAUGUAUUAUGAAUAUUUAUGAUUUACUCACUGAAGGGAACUAGAUUAGACACAUCUUCCUUAAUGCCAAUGCAAAGUAUAUGGAUAUUUAAAAUGAAGAAAGGUUAUUGUACACUGAUCUACACUGAACAGAAAUAUCAACACAACGUGCAACAAUUUCUAAGAUUGUACUGAGUUACAGUUCAGUCAACUGAAAUAAAAUCAUUAGGCUCUAAUCUAUGGAUUUCAUAUGACUGGGAAUACAUAUAUGCAUCUGUUGGUCACAGAUUCCUUACAAAAAAAAGUAGGGGCGUGGAUCAGAAAACCAGUCAGUAUCUGGUGUGACCACAUUUGCUUCGUGCAGCUCGACACAUCUCCUUUGCAUAGAGUUUAUCAGGCUGUUGAUUGUGGCCUGUGGAAUGUUGUCCCACUCCUCUUCAAUGUGAGAAGUUGCUGGAUAUUGGCGGGAACUGGAACACACUGAUGUACACAUCGACCCAGAGCAUCCCAAGCAUGCUCUUAGGGGGACAUGUCUGGUGAGUAUGCAGGCCAUGGAAGAACUGGAACAUUUUCAGCUUGCAGGAACUGUGUACAGAUCCUUUUGACAUGGGGCUGUGCAUUAUCAUGCUGAAACAUGAGGUGAUGCCGGCAGAUGAAUGGCACAACAAUGGACCUCAGGAUCUCAUCACGGUAUCUCUGUGCAUUCAAAUGGCCAUCAAUAAAAUGCAAUUGUUUGUUGUCCGUAGCUUAUGCCUGUCUAUACCAUAACCCCACCGCCACCAUGGGGCACUCUGUUCACAACGUUGAUAUCAGCAAACCGCUCGCCCACACGACGUCGUACACGCUACGCUGUCUGCCAUCUGCCCGGUACAGUUGAAACUGGGAUUCAUACGUGAAUAGCACACUUCUCCAGCCUGCCAGUAGCCAUCGAAGGUGAUCAUUUGCCUACUGACGUCGGUUAUGACGCCGAACUGCAGUCAGGACGACGAGCACCAGAUGAGUUUCACUGAGACAGUUUCUGACAGUUUGUGCAGAAAUUCUUCGGUCGUGCAAACCGACAGUUUCAUCAGCUGUUCGGGUGGCUGGUCUUGGACAAUCCCUUAGGUGAAGAAGCCGGAUGUGGAGGUCCUGGGCUGGUGUGGUUACACAUGGUCUGUGGUUGUGAGGCCGAUGGACGUACUGCCAAAUUCUCAAACGACGUUGGAGAGAAAUGAACAUUCAAUUCGUUGGCAACAGCUCUGGUGGACAUUCCUGCAGCCAGCAUGACAAUUGCAGGCUCCCCUCAAAACUUGAGACAUCUGUGUCAUUGUAUUGUGACCUUUUAUUGUCCCCAGCACAAGGUGCACCUGUGUAAUGAUCACGCUGUUUAAUCAGCUUCUUGAUAUGCCACACCUAUCAGGUGGAUGGGUGAUCUUGGUAAAGGAGAAAUUAUCCAUAACAGUGAUGUAAACAAAUAUAUGUGCACAAAUUUAGAGAGAAAUAUGCUUUUUGUAUGUAUGGAACAUUUCUGGGAUCUUUUAUUUCAGCUCAUGAAACAUGGGACCAACACUUUACAUGUUGCGUUUAUAUUUUUGUUCAGUGUAUAUACAGUAUAUCUAUAUAUAAGGUAUAUAUAUUUUUUUAUACUUAUUUAUUAUAUUCCUUUUUACUGUAUUGUUUUUGCAUUUCAUGAUCAUUUAAAUGCCUUUUAUACACAAUAAUUCAGCCUUUGUCUGGGGUCUAUGACAGACAUCAUGUAUUUCAUUCAUUCCGAUGGUUAGAAAAAUAAAAAGGAACAACUUUUGAAUAAAGACAAAGAAUGUUUUUCCUUUGUCUCUCUUCCGUCUGUUAGCUAAUGCAGGCAGCAGGGCAGUAAAUAUGGUACCUAAUGUCAAACUCCAUGAGCUCUUGUCCAAGGAGCCGUUUCAUGCUUGUCCUGACGAGAGGACAGUUAAAUGAGUAUCGACAGCGUAACUUCUCAAAGCAUGCACUGAUAUAGGAUGGUAGAGAGAUGCAACAUAGCAUUUGAACGUGAUCAAACACUUGUAUCAUUUGAUACAGUAGUCAAACCAUGUUGUCUUAGUCAGGGUUCCUCCCAUAGAGUUAUGCCUAUAUGUCUAGGCUAUGUCAGGUUCCUCAUAGUGAUCAGUAUCCUCCCAGGCCUCCUGUGUCUCCUCCUCUAGGUGUAAGUCCUGGCCCUGUUCCUGGAGCAUAGCCUUGCUCCACAGCAGAACCUCGUCCAGCCCAGCCUGCUCCAGGAUUAGGGAGAAACGCUGCUCUGCCUCCCUCCGGGCC
Molecule: messenger RNA, 8083 nt
Organism: Coregonus sp. 'balchen'
Lineage: Eukaryota; Metazoa; Chordata; Actinopteri; Salmoniformes; Salmonidae
Source: the annotation of a GenBank genome assembly